AUGUUUCUGCCUCCUCUGCUGCCUCUUCCUCUUGAGCAUGUUUUUGCUAAAAAAUGUGCAACCUUCAAGUGCAAGGGAAAGAAGAAGGACAAGACAAGGCAAAAGGACCAGAAAAAGCUUUACUUGAAGAUCCUCAAACAGGUUCUUGACCUUGUUCCUGGUUUCUCUGUCAAGGUUGAGUCUGAAGACAUGACACACAUAAAGGAGUUUGUCACUGACACCUGGAACAAGCUCAAGAACAAUGAGAUUAAGGUUUUGGCCAAGCAUUGGCCUGCCUUCAUAUACGAGGACUACCAGUAUGACCCAAGCAACUGUGAGAAGGGAUUAUUCCAUGGUCACCUCCUUAUCUAUGCAUGGCAUGCUAUAUACAUAGGCCUGUUAGCAGCAAGGCUAGGCCCUAGCAGCAAGAUAGCUCGCAAUGUGCCACAAUCACACAAGCACACAGCUACGUGUGCUCAGUACAAUGACAAUAGUAGCCACACCUUGAAAGCAUGCAAGGCCAAGAUGAACACUAGCACUAUAUUGACUUCCAAGAUUUAUCUUCCACAUUACUGA
This is a messenger RNA of Heterobasidion irregulare TC 32-1, 555 nucleotides long. RefSeq lists its product as uncharacterized. The record is from RefSeq and is a predicted model, not a curated record. The transcript has 9 exons. Lineage: Eukaryota; Fungi; Basidiomycota; Agaricomycetes; Russulales; Bondarzewiaceae. The coding region runs from base 1 to 555 and encodes 184 amino acids.